Messenger RNA from Amaranthus tricolor (Joseph's coat), 2348 nucleotides. RefSeq lists its product as uncharacterized. The record is from RefSeq and is a predicted model, not a curated record. NCBI's taxonomy places the organism in Eukaryota, Viridiplantae, Streptophyta, Magnoliopsida, Caryophyllales, Amaranthaceae. The transcript is spliced from 10 exons. Gene Ontology annotation, cellular component: nucleus. Gene Ontology annotation, molecular function: RNA binding. The coding region runs from base 118 to 1488 and encodes 456 amino acids. Gene Ontology annotation, biological process: mRNA splicing, via spliceosome.
UUAAAUUGGAAAAAUAAUUCUAAACAAAUAAUUUAACUAACAAAAAAUAAAAUAAGUAUCUCAAUUCUCAUCUAUAACAAUUAAAAUAAAAACCCUAAUCCCAGAAAAAGGGGGAAAAUGGAAGGCAAUAAAGAAACUGAUCUUUGUUUUGAAGAACAGUGCAAUCAAGAUGAUUCAUUUGUUUGGGAUGAUAAUUCCCAGCUUUACUAUCAUGCCAGAAGUGGGUUUUAUCAUGACCCAAUUGCUGGGUGGUAUUACAGUACUAGAGAUGGACUUUAUUACAAAUUUGAAGAUGGAAAUUACAUACUAUUAGCUUCCUAUAAUAAGGAUCAUCAAUCAAAUGUUGAACGCAUAGGCGAUUCUGCUUUCAAUGAACCUCAGCUGCAGGUUGAUCAAGGAUGUGGACAAAACAAUCUAGAAAUCGAAGGCUCAACCGAGUGCACUAACGAGUUGUCCGAUAAUCCACCACCAUCAGAAUGGUUAGAAGAUACAUUAAUUGAACUUUAUUUGUCGGGUUAUCCAAGUACAGCAUGUAAUGCUGCUGAUGACUCUUUGCUGCCCGGGGAAGCAGAGGAUAAGGAUGGUUCUAUGCUGAUUUCUGAUGGAAACAACGACCCCUUUGUACAUGGGGAUAAUGAGCUCAAUUUGGACCAUAACACUGCAGUUGAUCCAAGUGCUAGUGUCUCAUACGAAGAAGCAUCAUGGGAAGAAGAAAACUGGCAAGCUCAGUAUGGUCAAGUCGUCCAACCGGAGGAUGAGGUGGGGGCAAGAUUUCGCUAUAUAGAUAUGUGGGAUUGGUCUAUUGUAAGAAUGACCCCAAAAGAAGGAAAUGUUCCCGUGGCCAGAAUAGUGGGGAGGUUAAUGCAACCUUCUGCCAAGCUUCAUCCUUCUAUGCCUUCUCAUGGUGGCCGCUUGAGAACAGCUCCUAUAUGCAAGGUUCAUCUUGAUUUAGUGCAGGUUAGAUCAGGGCAAGUAUAUAAGCUGCGUACUCCAAGUGCUAGAUAUUUAGCAAGCUUAUCGAGUUAUGAUGCUUCAAAUCCAACGAGGGAAUGGGGCUUUCCUGAAUUGUCAAUUGAAGAGAUAGAUGAAGCAUGUGAAUCCAAAGCAGCACUUCACGUUUCCUCUCAACAGCAUACAAGUUCAUGCCUUGAUAAACCCUUUGUUAAUGAAAAGCACAAAACCAACGUAUAUAGAAACAGAGCAGCUGAAAGAAGAGCACUGCACGGCAGCUUUGGUGCAGCCCCGGGGCAGAAGAGGUCAGCUGAUGAUAUUAGUCCUCCUUUAUCUCCUGUUUCGGUUCCUGUUGAAACGGCCGCUGCUGAAGCCUUAGAAAUGUCCCUUGGAUCGGGAAGCUAUGCACAAAAGAUUCUCAAAAACAUGGGUUGGAAAGAGGGGGAAGGACUUGGGAAAACUCAACAAGGCCUAAGAAAACCAUUACAAGGCGUCGGAAAUAAAGGCACUGUUGGACUGGGGUGGAAAUCUAGAUGAAGGAUAGGAUGCAAGUUGUACAUUCAAACUCAGUUUCGUCUCUUAAGCCUCCCAUUCUUUUUGUAUGCGAGGGUUUUAACCAGAUUAGCGUAACAAACUCAAGAGGACAGACGAGCAUGGAACAGUUUAGUGCCCUUUUAUCGGGUUUUUUUGCUUCAAUGCCAUUCGAUGCUCAUGAUCUACUCAUGCCGUAAAUUACGAUACUGAAAUUUUGUUAGGUAUGCUAGCUUAUGGAUCAGGGUUUCCAAUCAUACACUCCAUCUUUAGUCAUAAAGGUGAAAAUAAAAGUCUUCAACUACUAAGUCAACUCAUGAUUCUCGAGAUUAGACUUUUGAAAAAGGUUUAUGUUAUGAGUGGGGUGGUUAAUAAGCAUUAGUUCGAGUAGUCUUGUUCGAGUAGGCCUAGUUGAGAAUCCAGUAACCACAUGGGCUUGAACUUUGGGCUCUAACCUAUGGGGCUAUCGGCUCACUGUUACUAUCUCAACUUGUAAAGAUCAUAUAUUGAUAUGUGUUACUAUGUUUGCAUAAUAGUGGCAGAUUGGUUUGCUUUCAUUUCAGAGCUUGAUAGACGGUCUUUUUAAUAAUUGUUCAUAAAUUUUGACUCGACCAGAAUACCUGACCAAAUUUGGUCUGAUUGAAAUCCGAUCGAUCCAACUUAUUUUUCUAUAAUUUGGUGAAUUUUUAAUUUUACGUCAAUAAUUCAGCGUAAUAAUUCAAUUUAAUAAGAAAAUUAUUUGUUUUUGAACUUUGAUGGAACAAAUUACAUAUUAUUCCCUUUGUCCCUUAUAAUUUGCACUACUUUUCAUUUUAGUUUGUCUUACUUAUUCUACAAUUUUUUUUUUGUUGGCAAUGACUUUACUA